CACGUUCAAAGCGCAUGAUACGAUCUUUGACGCCCUCAACGUACGCACCAAGCGUCCUUGAAAGCUUGCCUCACAGCGGCCACCAUCUGAUCAAACGAGAGAAUAUUAGCAGCCGUCAGCGAGGAAGGGCCCCUUCAAGGCAGAUUUUGGCAGUCAGAAUGAACGAUGAGUCGCGUCAGUACAUAUCUGACUCUAUACGAACCAUUCCAGACUUCCCAAAGAAGGGCAUCAUGUUCCACGAUGUGACGUCUUUACUGCUGGAUCCAAAGGCCUUCCAAUUGAGUAUCGAUGACUUUGCUGCACGAUACAAAGACCACAAGAUUGACGUGGUGGCAGGCUUUGAGGCUCGGGGAUUCAUCUUUGGAGCUCCGCUUGCUCUCCAGCUGAAGUGCGCCUUUGUGCCGCUGAGAAAACCUGGAAAGCUGCCUGGUGAGACAAUUGGAGCCAGUUAUCAGCUGGAGUAUGGUGAAGACCGCAUAGAGAUGCACUUGGGGCAUGUCAAGGAGGGACAGCGGGUGCUGCUGAUUGAUGACUUGAUAGCCACCGGGGGGACCCUAGCUGCAGGAAUCAAACUCAUGAACCAGGUGAAGGCGGAGAUUGUGGAGUGUGCAUGUGUCAUCGAGCUGCCGGAUCUCAAUGGCAAAGCCAAGCUUGGCGGCCUUCCACUGUACGUGCAGGUGCAGAAAGAGGGGGACUAGUCAUCAGUCCGCGGGGUGAUCAUAUAUAACUGAAGUAUGAGGGUGUCAUUUUUUCAAGUGCUUGCCGAGUGUGAUAGGAGUGAAGGGAUGGGGUGAACGUUCAGAAGUCAUCAUACUGUGCAGCAGACUCUAUGACAGAUGUCCCCAGGGGAUAUGGAGCACUGAGCACUACAGAGAGCGUGGCAGUUUGUAGAGCAAUUUUAGUUAAAGCACUGGAAUUGGGACCUUCAAGUUGGCGCAGUGCAUGCGUGCUCAUAAAUUAAGCUACCGCUUGUUGGGC
Molecule: messenger RNA, 978 nt
Organism: Coccomyxa subellipsoidea C-169
Lineage: Eukaryota; Viridiplantae; Chlorophyta; Trebouxiophyceae; Coccomyxaceae
Product: adenine phosphoribosyltransferase
Exons: 5
Coding region: 159-698 (179 amino acids)
Biological process (GO): adenine salvage
Cellular component (GO): cytoplasm; cytosol
Molecular function (GO): adenine phosphoribosyltransferase activity
Source: RefSeq, a predicted model, not a curated record